AUGGAAGAGACAUCGCAAAGACCUGCUCUAAGUGAAGAUGAAGUGUCUCAAAUUAUCCUCCGGAGACUCAAAUCGGACAAAUUUAUUAUUGUGAGUUUCACUCUUGACAUGAUGGGAGAAUGGAUUGGAUUGUGUGGUGACCAUGCGAUCUUAAACGUCAAUAUAAAACCUGGCGAUGAACUGAAAACUUCCGAGACACGUUUCACUUUUUUCGUAAAAUUGUACCCUCGAGUGCCCUCCAUUGUUGAGUUCAUCGAGGGGACUGGUGCUUUCAAAAAAGAGAUCUUCAUGUACAAACUCUUCGCUCUAAUGGAAGAUGAAGCAAUUAGAACUUUAGAAGACUGCAUCCCUCGGUGUUAUCUCACUUCGGAAAAAUACAUCGUGAUGGAAAAUUUGAUGAAAACCGGUUAUCGAAGCUUGAACAAACAUGAAUUUUUCGAUUGGGAUUCGGUUAAAGUCGCUUUGGAAGCUCUAGCAAGACUCCAUGCUUCGAGUCUGAUUUACGAAGAGAAAAAAUCGUGUCGAUUGAUCGAUAUUUAUGGCAGAGAAUUUGAAGAAAGUUACUACAACGACCGUGAAGAUUUCCCCUUGAAGAGAGAAAUCGGGGCUGCAAUUACCGGUGUUUUAAACUCAAUCAAACUCUUCAAUUUCCCAGAGAAACUCAUUUCGGGUAAGGAUUUUCGCACAGUUCUCUCCCAAGUGUGUCCCCGAGUCUACGACCUGGUGAAACCUUCGAAAAAAUUCCGCAAUGUUGUGUGUCACGGCGAUAUUUGGGCCACGAAUGUUGUUAUCAAACAUGACGAAGAUAAUAAACCUGUCAAAGGGAGAUUAGUUGAUUUUCAAUGUGCGAGAUACGCGCCCCCUGCACAAGAUAUUAUGUCAUUGAUACAUUUAACAACUUCGAGGGAGUUUCGGAAGAGAUUUAUGUAUAAUUUGAUUGGGAUUUAUUACACCGAUUUGGAGAAACACGUGACACUUGGAGGGUACGAUAUGAAGAAGAUUAUUCCGUUCGAGGAGUUUUUAGCGAGUUGUGAGGAACAGAAACUUUUCGGAAUGAUCCAAGCCGCGACGUAUUUUCCCCUAAUUUUGCUAGAAAGUCAGACAGUGAAGGAAUUUUUCGGGGAUGAAGAGAAAAAUAAAGAAGCUUUGUUCGAGGAUCGAAGUAUCCUAAUUAGGGAAUAUAUGGACAAGGAUGAAAAUUAUAAAAAUAGGAUUCGGGACUCUAUUCUGGACCUUAAGGAUUAUUGUGAUUAUUUGUAAUAAAUUUAUUUUGACAAUUA
Messenger RNA from Tribolium madens (black flour beetle), 1280 nucleotides. RefSeq lists its product as uncharacterized. The record is from RefSeq and is a predicted model, not a curated record. The transcript has a single exon. Lineage: Eukaryota; Metazoa; Arthropoda; Insecta; Coleoptera; Tenebrionidae. The coding region runs from base 1 to 1260 and encodes 419 amino acids.